AUGGGCGUCCCUGAUGAUGAGAUUCUGGAUGUUGCUCCUUUCUUUGUUAUUCCCGGCGCGGACAUUGAUUUGAACCAACCCAUCUCCAUUGAUGCCUCCGCUUCUACAUGUUCCAAUCAAGGUAAUCCUUAUAGUAUUCCGUCAGGUUCAACUCCUGUCACUAAUUCUAAGGAAGGAACACACUAUAUUGAUCAUGUUAUAAGAGGCCUAGUUACUAGAAUUCUUAAUGAAGGCCACUCUUUGAAGGGAGUUUCUACUCCCCUUGCUCGAAUGUAUCCCUCUCCUGAGGUUGAACAACCUAAUGGUAAGGGUGAUGAUUCCUCCAGUUCUGAAAAGGACUUGGCUGCUGAAGGGUUGCGCUCUCUAGGGCAAACCGUGUCUGAAAAAGGGAAAUUUGUGGCCUCUAACACUGCUAAUGCUUCCCACUCUGAGAAGCAUGAUGAUGCAAAUAUUGUGAUUGAUCUAGAGGAUGGUAGCUCCGAUGAUCAAGAGGAAAGCUUGAUUCAUCACAUAAAGCCAAGUGUGGCUAAACGCAUGAAGACUCGCAAAGGAAAAUCUGUGGCUGAACUUAUGUCAGCUAGAAAAGCUAAGAAGAUUGCUGGUAUUGGUCCCUCCAAACCAUGGAGCAAGGUUGAAAUAAAGAAGAGGAAGGUCAUAGAUGAUUUUGAGCCUAAAGAGGAUGUUGAGGAAGAUGUCCCUGACAUCUCGCCUACGAAGAAAACUAAUGUUAGGAAGUCUCCUGUUAAAAGAAGGGUAGAUGUGGAAAGGGAAUUGGGAAAAGAUGCUGCUGAUGUCAAAGAGGUCAUGGACCUGAUACAAGCUGCUGGGCUUUUGAAGACUGUUGUCGGGCUCUCUCAAUGCUACGAAGGUUUAGUCAAGGAAUUUAUUAUUAAUAUUCCUGAGAAUAUUUUUGACAAGAACAACAAGGAGUUCUGCAAGGUGUAUGUGAGGUGUAAGUGUAUAACAUUCUCUCCUACUGUUAUUAAUAAUUUUCUAGGCAGGAAUAAUGAGGGUGCAGGAGAAUUAGAGGUGAAAGCUUGGCCUUUUAGAAAGCAUUUUCCUGCUGGGAAGUUGACUACCAAGUAUGCUAUCCUGCAUAAAAUAGGAGCUGCUAACUGGGUCCCUACCAACCAUAUCUCCACCAUUGCUAAUACUCUUGGGAGGUUUAUUUUUGCUGUUGGGACAAAAGUGAAAUUUGACUAUGGUAGGUUUAUGUUUGAUCAAAUCAUCAAACAUGCAACUACUAAUGCAGUUAAGCUGCCAAUUGCUUUUCCCUUUAUGAUUUGUGGAAUUAUCUUGAACCAACAUCCUGGUAUUCUGUGCUCAAAUGAUUUACCUAGUAGGAUAAAACCAGCUCUGUCUGUGCACUACAAGCUUUUUGAAGGUAAUCAUGUCGAGGAAAUUGUCAUGACAUCUGCCAUGAAGAGGCCAACCUCAAAAGUUGGAGCAAUUGCUGAGCUUAAGGAGACAUGCAAAGAGUUAGGUGAAGGGAUUAGGGUAGCCACAACUAGAAAAUAA
Molecule: messenger RNA, 1518 nt
Organism: Lathyrus oleraceus (garden pea)
Lineage: Eukaryota; Viridiplantae; Streptophyta; Magnoliopsida; Fabales; Fabaceae
Exons: 3
Coding region: 1-1518 (505 amino acids)
Source: RefSeq, a predicted model, not a curated record